Chelonoidis abingdonii (Abingdon island giant tortoise) is the source of this 385-nucleotide messenger RNA. RefSeq names its product molybdenum cofactor synthesis 2 (gene MOCS2). Lineage: Eukaryota; Metazoa; Chordata; Testudines; Testudinidae. Gene Ontology annotation, cellular component: cytosol; molybdopterin adenylyltransferase complex. Gene Ontology annotation, biological process: Mo-molybdopterin cofactor biosynthetic process. The record is from RefSeq and is a predicted model, not a curated record.
GGGAGGCAGGGCCAGUCGGCGGGCUCCGCGCAGCUGCAGCUGGUCUGGCCGGGCGCAGGCGGUGAAGCCUGUUCCCCUUCGGGAAGAAGGUUGCGACCCGCAAGGCUCCGUCAAUGAGCUGCGAGCAGGUUGUUGCGCUGUACUUUGCAAGGAGCGCUGAAUUGGCAGGUGUUCGCUCUGAGAUUAUUUCUGUACCGCAACAAUUAACCUCUCUACAGCUGUGGGAAGAAAUUGUGAAAAGGCAUCCAAGACUUGCUGCCAUUCAGGAUCAAGUGGUUUUCGCUGUUUGCCAGGAAUACGUGCUUCUUGGUGAUCAGCUUCUGGCCCUGCAGUCAGGUGACGAGGUUGCCAUUAUCCCACCUAUCAGCGGGGGUUAACUCCAGGC